Molecule: messenger RNA, 828 nt
Organism: Rhagoletis pomonella (apple maggot)
Lineage: Eukaryota; Metazoa; Arthropoda; Insecta; Diptera; Tephritidae
Exons: 6
Coding region: 69-812 (247 amino acids)
Source: RefSeq, a predicted model, not a curated record
ACGAAAGUGGUAAGUUAACAGCAACACGGGUAUAGAGUCAUGCAUAUAUGUAAGUAUAUAUUUAAAAUAUGUACUUAUGUAUUUUUUUAGUAAACAAUUCAAUUAUUGAGAGGCGACAAUAUGCUGUUGGAGGAGCAAAGGUCCAACAAGACACGGAUGUUCUAGAAGCCCUCAGGGAGAUACGGGACAGGCUGCAAAAGAUUGAGGAAAACCAAUUCACCCUCCUACAAAAUCAAAGGACGCUCAGCGAAGGGCAAUCGUCAAUGGUACACAACCAAACUCUUAUCUGCGACAAGAUAAUUGCAAUGGACCUCAAAAUUGUUGAAAAGAGUGAAAUGCUUGCACAAAAUAAGGCAAUAAGCGAGUGCAAGGUCAUGCUCAAAAAGGUGACGGAAUCGGUGUUCCGCAUGACUGGUGAGACCCAGGACAAAGAGCUGGACGACAUCGCGAGCACGUUGCCGCUGCAGUCUCAGACGGCAGUCGCUGAAGUCGAGGAGAAACUGCAAUGCCCGGAGUAUGCCCAAGCAAUGACGAAAUUCCUCCACAAAGUCAAAGGGGCAUCUGAAGACGUCGCGACCAUAAUGCGAAAUAUUUUUUCUGACGAGCUGCUACAGGGGUUUAACUGGGACGGAAGGUGGGAGAAAAAGUCCCUUUGCAAGUUGGCACUCAUCGAUACCAUUUUGCGAAACGUAUUUAAAAAACAAGGAUCGAGGAGUUUCGAGCUCAGCGUUAAAAAAUCUAUUUUGCUGAGUCAUCAUAGAUUUAAGCAGCGCACUUAUCUACGCAACAAAAAUAAAAAUACAGCAAAAUAAUGUAAAAUAAAAUAAU